AUGGCUCCGGUUUUAAUCCGCGACGUGCAAUUUGAGCGGAACAGCACUCAAGAUCGUCAUAAUCGCAAAUUUGGUGACUGGCGAGAUGUGGAUGAUCCUGGAGCCUUUAUUCUUGAAGCAUGGGGGCAAGGCUUUAUGUUUGGUGCCUUGCUGAUCAUGGCUAUUAUCACGAUCACAAACAUGAAAAGAGGCGUGCUUUUGCACAAGAUGAUCUUGCUUGAGUUAGUGCUGGCGAUGAGCCAUGGUACAUUCUGCUUUAUGUCUUUCGAUGGCUACGGAUAUUAUCUAUCUUCCACUGCUGCUCUGCUCUACUGCUCAUACUUUACUCACAACAUUGUCGCAUGGCUAAAGAUCAAACCAUUUUUCACCGGCCCUCAACCAUUCUUUGGAUUCCAAUACUCGACUUGGGUGAGGUGGAUCUACCUCACCACGUUAGGAAUGACGGCACCAGUAUUGAUCUUUGAGAUAUGCAAUAAUUUCCGAUUCUUCAACAACUUCAGCCGACUUUAUGCUACUGUGCGACCAUAUGAGCCUCUUAUGCGAGACCCAUGGUGGAUUUUCAGUUGCUUUACGCUUUUUCAUGUGAUCAAGGGAAGCUACAACUUGAAAUUGAUCAAGCUGAUACAGCGUUCUCCGAGAUUUGGCAUCAUGCUUCUAGCAAUUGUUUUGGCAGUAUGCUUUACGAUUGUCGACAUCUUGUCAACCAUCAUUCGAGAUUUAAGUAUUACAGAUGGAAUAAACCCGUACUGGAAACUUGCUGUUGUGUUCAAGUGUCUCACGGACAACAUAUUACUUGAUGAUUUCAAGAGCGUUUUGCAAAAACUUUCAAAUACGGAAACACACCAAGCUGGUGCUAAUGGGACACUUCGAGCGUCAUUAAACUUAUCGAAGGUAGGAGGGAGCGAGCAUCGAGAAGGCACAGGUUCUCAGGAUUAG
This is a messenger RNA of Glarea lozoyensis ATCC 20868, 936 nucleotides long. RefSeq lists its product as uncharacterized. The transcript is spliced from 3 exons. Lineage: Eukaryota; Fungi; Ascomycota; Leotiomycetes; Helotiales; Helotiaceae. The record is from RefSeq and is a predicted model, not a curated record. Bases 1 to 936 code for a protein of 311 amino acids.